Molecule: messenger RNA, 1428 nt
Organism: Synchiropus splendidus (mandarinfish)
Lineage: Eukaryota; Metazoa; Chordata; Actinopteri; Syngnathiformes; Callionymidae
Product: caspase-like
Exons: 7
Coding region: 1-1428 (475 amino acids)
Biological process (GO): negative regulation of extrinsic apoptotic signaling pathway via death domain receptors; proteolysis
Molecular function (GO): cysteine-type endopeptidase activity
Source: RefSeq, a predicted model, not a curated record
AUGGACACAAGUCUUCAGACCAGAGGAGCACUGCGAACAGGUGAGGACAGAGAGGAGGAAGCUCCGCUGGGUGAGGACCAUGGCGGCCUGAUCAGAGCUCAGAGAUCAGAGCCACUCACACCAUCCGCUCCUGGACAAGUACUUGACUCCAGCUCCAGAUCGCUGCAGCAUCUUCGGAGGAAGCUGUGCCUCAGUGAACUACUAAUCAAACAAAUCACUGAGAAUAAAGUGGAUAUGCAUAGUCUGUUACUUCAGGUGUUGCCUUCUUAUUCCAUGAAGUCUGAAAAGAGAGGCACCUGCCUGAUCAUCAACAACGAGAACUUCAGGAGUAUGAAAAAGAGAGAGGGGACUAUGAUGGAUGAGGAGUGUGUGUUUGCUGUCUUUGAGUGGCUGAACUUUGAGGUCAAGGUUCACAGAGACUGCGACAGGAGAACCAUUCUUUCGAUCAUCAAAGAGACGGCAGCAGAAGAUCACAGUCAGGUGGACAGUCUGGUCUGCAUGGUCUUCAGCCAUGGGGAUGAGGGUCGUGUGUUCGGGGUGGAUGGUCGGGCCGUCAUGCUCCAGGAGCUAACAGCUCCCUUCACUGGAUCCAAGUGUCCGAGCUUGGCUGGGAAGCCCAAGAUGUUCUUCAUCCAGGCCUGUCAGGGAGAGAAGAACAAUGAUCCUGUCACCAUCGAGGCAGACAGUGGGGUCGUCAGUGAUGCUGUGAAACCCCCCACCAUCCCUUCUGAAUCAGACUUCCUGCUGGCAAAGUCUACCGUCCCGACUUUCUAUUCCUACAGAAAUGUGGAGCAGGGGUCCUGGUUCAUUCAGUCGUUGUGUGGACAGGUCUUCAUCCUGGUGCCUAGGACAGUCGACCUUCUGUCUAUUCUGACAAAGGUCAAUGAAGAUGUCAGUGAAAAGGAUGUUGGCUCACGGAAACAAAUGCCGGAAUUUGUCUCCUCCCUAAGAAAGAAAGUGGUCUUUCCCAACCCCAAUGCUCCAGUUCAGCCACAAACCUCACCUCUCGACCUUUCACCACGACCUGAGCAGACCACCUACUCAUUCUACAAGCCACCACUUCCGUCGACCAUCUCCUCACCUGUCAAGCCACAACCUCAGCAGGCCACCUCCUCGCUCUACAAGCCACCACUUCCGUCGACCAUCUCCUCACCUGUCAAACCACAACCUCAGCAGACCACCUACUCGCUCUACAAGCCACCACUUCCGUCGACCAUCUCCUCACCUGUCAAGCCACAACCUCUCUCAUCUAAGGAGACCAGAGCUCUGCAGACCUCCUCACCGAACAAGCCCGUACCUUCGCAGACCUACGUCACAGAAUGUGUUAAACGAGCUCUACUGAACGGUGGCCUCCCAGUUGUUGCUGCAUUUGGCCCGGGUUUAUGUGUCCCCACUGGCCCAGAAGGCAAUAAGGAUGGCACGUUUUAA